AUGAUUUUCCUGUGGGCGCUUCUAGUGUGUACGGUGGCGGCGUUGAAUGCGGAAGAUUUGGUGGGGACGUGGACAACCAAAUCGAAGCAAGUCUUAACUGGACCGGGUUUCUACGAUCCCAUUAACGACAAAUUUCUGGAGCCCAACUUGACCGGCAUCUCGUACUCUUUUGACGGCAAAGGUCACUAUGAACAGGCUUUCUACCGCGCUAUUGCGAAUCCCACCGACCCAUCCUGUCCCUCGGGAAUCAUGCAAUUCCAACAUGGAAGCUACUCUGUUUCAGCCGAUGGUUCCAUGAUACUUCAUCCGAUUGCCAGCGAUGGUCGACAGUUACUCUCCGAGCCCUGCUUAAAAAACACCGCCAGCUAUACUCGAUACAACAACACUGAACAUAUCAAGUCCUUCUCCGUUUCCGUCGAUGCCUACCAUAAAGUCCCCCGACUCGACCUGACUCAGUCCAGUGGGACUAUCAUGCAUCCUAUGUUCCUGGCAUACCGUCCCCCAAAGAUGCUACCUACCAACACCCUCAACCCCAUGCCGACAGCAUCUGGCAAGAAUAAGAAGCGAGAUCUGUCCAGUCCCGACCUUCACCUCGUGAUCAAGGAAGAAUUGAUUAAUCCGAAUCAUUGGUGGUGGUUUGGCGUGCUGGCGACGUCGCUCGGUGGUGCCGCUUUCUUCUUUUCUUGA
Messenger RNA from Penicillium manginii, 687 nucleotides. RefSeq lists its product as uncharacterized. The record is from RefSeq and is a predicted model, not a curated record. The coding region runs from base 1 to 687 and encodes 228 amino acids. The transcript is spliced from 4 exons. Gene Ontology annotation, cellular component: endoplasmic reticulum; endoplasmic reticulum membrane. Lineage: Eukaryota; Fungi; Ascomycota; Eurotiomycetes; Eurotiales; Aspergillaceae. Gene Ontology annotation, biological process: 'de novo' protein folding.